Ruditapes philippinarum (Manila clam) is the source of this 5420-nucleotide messenger RNA. RefSeq names its product tripeptidyl-peptidase 2-like. The record is from RefSeq and is a predicted model, not a curated record. Gene Ontology annotation, molecular function: serine-type endopeptidase activity; tripeptidyl-peptidase activity. The transcript is spliced from 28 exons. The coding region runs from base 17 to 3619 and encodes 1200 amino acids. Gene Ontology annotation, cellular component: cytosol. Lineage: Eukaryota; Metazoa; Mollusca; Bivalvia; Venerida; Veneridae. Gene Ontology annotation, biological process: proteolysis.
AUAAUUCAAUACUCUAAUGGCGUCUACAGUUGAUAUGGACUUUCCAAUUGAUGGAAUUCUGCCGAAAAAAGAAACCGGUGCUGCAUCAUUCGUCAAUAAGUAUCCAGAUUUUGACGGUAGAAAUGUUUUGAUAGCAAUUUUAGACACCGGUGUCGAUCCAGGAGCUUCUGGGUUACAGACAACAACAACAGGUGAACCUAAAAUCAUUGAUCUGAUAGAUACUAGUGGGUCUGGCGAUGUUGACACUUCAACUGUGAUAGAAGUUAAAGAUGGCAGUGUCAAAGGUCUCACUGGACGUACACUAGCUAUACCAGAAGAAUGGCGUGCCAGUAAAGCACUGGAAAACUUUGACACUGCUCACCCAAAUCCCACUUCUCAGGAAGAGAAACAAGAGAAGGAUGAGUUACAAGCACAGUUAGAUAUACUUACAGAUGCUGAUAAGAAGUAUAAUGAUUGUGGCCCAGUCUAUGAUUGUGUCGUAUUUUACGAUGGAGAUACAUGGAGGGCAUGUGUAGAUACGAGCGAGGAAGGCAAUUUAUCACAGUGUAAACUGUUAGCUAGUUAUAGAGAGGAACAUCAAUAUGGAACUCUUAGUACAGACGAUAUGAUGAACUACAGUAUAAAUAUUUAUAAUGAUGGAAAUAUACUGGAAAUAGUUACAAAUGCAGGUUCCCAUGGUACACAUGUGGCUUGUAUAGCAGCUGGCAACUUUCCAGAGACCCCAGAAAGAAACGGACUGGCCCCAGGGGCACAGGUCAUUGGUAUUAAGAUAGGCGAUUCGCGUAUAGGCUCCAUGGAAACAGGCAGUGCUCUUGUUAGGGCCAUGAUCAAAGUAAAGGAGUACAAAUGUGACUUAGUCAAUUACAGUUAUGGUGAGGCUUCACAUUGGCCAAACUCAGGGAGGGUGAGCGAUAUACUCAGUGAAAUGGUCAAUAAGCAUAAUGUGAUAUUUGUGUCCAGUGCUGGUAACAAUGGUCCAGCCCUCUCAACAAUGGGUACUCCUGGGGGAACCUGCUCUGCUCUUAUUGGGGUCGGAGCACAUGUUACCCCGACAAUGAUGGCUGCGGAAUACUCUCUACGUGAAAAACUGCCACCUAUGCACUACACAUGGUCUUCCAGGGGUCCAACGUCAGAUGGUGCUUUAGGAGUUGAUAUAAGUGCCCCUGGAGGUGCUAUAGCCUCUGUACCUAACUGGACGCUCAAGGGUUGCCAGCUCAUGAAUGGAACAAGUAUGAGUUCUCCCAAUGCAUGUGGUUCUAUAGCAUUGGUCUUGUCUGGGUUAAAGGCGAACAAUAUAGGUUAUAAUCCAUACAGUGUGAAAAGAGCACUUCAGAAUACUGCCAAACAAGUAGAUGGUGUAGAAGUGUUUGCCAUGGGAUACGGUCUUGUACAGGUGGAGAGAGCCUAUGAUUACCUUGUUGGAUAUUGUAAAUCAAUGGAAUGUAAGACAGAGUUUAACAUCAGCUGUUCCGGUAAUGGUAGAGGGAUUUAUAUACGAGAGCCAAUAGAAUUACUAAAACCAUCAAUCAUAGCAGUCUCAGUUGAACCAGUUCAUUACGAGGGAAUUACAGAGAAAGAAGAAAAGAUCUCAUUUUGUAUGCAUUUUAACCUCAUCUGUGAUGCUUCUUAUGUGCAAUGUCCUUCACAUCUUGAGUUGUUUAACACAACUCGCUCUGUAUCAAUCAAAGUAGAUCCUAGUGGCCUCCCAGAGGGUGUUCAUUACACAGAGGUGUGUGCGUUUGAUGUCACAUGUGUUGAGAAAGGACCAGUAUUCAGAAUUCCUAUAACCGUUGUUGUGCCGUCAAGAGUAUCAGAUACUGUUAAUUGUGAAGUACAGUAUAAAGAUAUGAGUUUUCGACCGGGGCAGAUUAGACGACAUUUUUUACAUGUACCGGCUGGAGCUAGUGUCGCAGUUCUACGGGUAAAGUCUAAUGACACGGAGAAAAGCUGUAGAAUGUUAUUACAUACAAUACAGUUGGUUCCCCAGUGUCAGUAUAAGAAAUACGAGUUUGAAAAAUUUGUCAACAUAUCUGAUAGAGGGGAGACAACUCAAGCUUUCCCAGUUGUGGAUGAUAGAACUAUAGAAGUGUGUAUAGCCAAAUGGUGGGCUAAUAUAGGUGAUGUUAACCUAGAUUAUAGUGUAACAUUUCAUGGUGUUAAACCUUCAUCUAGUCAAAUCACUGUUCAUGGUGGUGAUGGUGUGUGUAGGUUCGAACUCAGGUCUCAUCUUAAAACAGAGGAUGUAAGUCCUCAAGUAUCCUUCAAGUCUCUGACCCAGCCUCUUAGACCAACAGAGAGUAAAAUACGGUGUCUGACAGGUGCCAGGGACCUGCUUCCAGAGGGAAGACAAAUAUAUGCACUGGAAUUAACAUAUGGCUUCCAUGUGAGUAAAACAACGGAGGUGACCCCUGACCUGUCAUUACUGAGUGACCUGUUGUAUGAGUCGGAGUACGAGAGUCAACUGUGGAUGCUGUUUGAUAACAACAAGCAAUUGUUGGGCACUGGGGAUGCCUACCCGCACCAGUACAAUGUGAAGUUAGAGAAGGGAGAUUAUACUGUGUUAGUUCAGGUGAGACAUGAUAAGAAAGCCAUGCUUGAAAAGCUGAAGUCUGUGAUAUUGUUGAUACAACACAAACUGUCCAAUUCUCUCAACUUUGACCUCUACGGUAGCUGGCAGGCUGCUCUCACGGGCGGUAAGAAAAUGAAUUCAACAUCGCUAAAGAAGACAGAUCUGUGCCCUGUGUUCACAGCACCAAUACCUGAUGAUAAAAUACCAUUGGUUAAAACAGCUACAGCUGGAUGCUAUCUCUCAGGAACUAUAACUUUACUGAAAGAGGAACCAGCCAAGAAAGCUAGUUCUCUACCAUUCAAGUAUGUAAUAACGGAGUCGCCAAAGAAGAACAACAAGUCAAAUGGUAAAGAUAAGAAUGAUAAGAACAAGGAUAAAACUAAGGAGGAUGAAUACAAGGAAGCUUUGAGAGAUCUCAGAAUUACAUGGUUGUCCAAAUUGGAGAUAAGUCAUCCAUUGUUCGAGGAGCUAAGAUCAGAGUAUGAGGAUCAUCUUCCACUAUAUAUAGCCAGACUUCAGGCUCUAGACUCUGAAAAGGACAGAGAGAAGUGUGUUGGAGAGAUGAUUGACCUAAGCAGAUAUAUACUAUCUAAGAUAGAUCAAAACAGCGUCCUAGCUUACUUUGGUAUGAAGACAGACAACAGUACAGAGGCAAGCACUAUUAAAAGUGAGAAAGAGGAGAAGAAAUCUCAGGUGAUAACAGCAUUGUUGAAACUAGGUACGGCACAAGCUGAUGUUAUACUAAAUGACUGGAACACUGAGUCAUGUACUGUAACUGAUGAUGAUCUAGAUAAAACUAUGAUAGAGGUUGCUAAAUGGACCGAUGUUAAUGAUUCUAAGGUUUUACCCUUAAGUAUAAAACAUGCCAUGGUCCAUAGACAGUAUGGUAGAGCAUUGAAACUCUCUCUGAAACAAAUAGAGGACAAACCUAACAAAGAUGCCGAGCAGAAAAUACUUGAGUUGUAUGGGAAAUUGGGCUGGGAACACUGUGCUAGACAUUUCGCCAACUGGAUUCUAGUUAAAUACCCUCAGAGUUACAGACCUUUCUAGAUCAUGGUGGUGCGGACAAAAUUCAAAUCUAAAUCUAUGGGACUUCCAUACUUGGAUUUUUUUUUAAACUUUGUUUUUGCAAUGGCAUUUUACCAAGACACUGAGUGAAAAUCCGUACCGUUUGUAUGACUUGGAAUUGUAAAGGAACUUUUAUUUUGUUAUAUGCAUGUUCUGAAAAAAAGUUUGCUUGCCCUCUUCUCUAAUUUAAUGUGUGCUAUUAGAUUUUUUUAAAACUUGGCCUUAAUAACUUGUGCCAAAAACGAUAUUGCCUGCUCAAAGGUCAUGGUCACAAUGAACAUACGAUGCUUUUAUACAUGUAUAAAUAAAGAUCACAAAAUCAAGUAUGGGUUUUCUUGAUGCGGGUUAUUUGUGUCCUGUGGAUACGUUUCUUAUUUAUGUAUGUAAAAUGAUAUAAGCUACAUAGUGUAUGAAGAGAAAUUAAUUAGUAGGUGUGUCACGUUUAUCCAUUUAAGCGGGUACAGUCAGUUUGUAGCUGAAAUCCGGUUAGAAAAUUCAAUAACAAAUAACUGAGGUUAGUUUUUACAAAGAGGCGAAACAGUUUUAAAUUGAUUCUAAGUAUUACUAACAAGACAGCUUGUUUGUAUUUUAGUUUUACUCUAAAAAAAAUUUUCCCGAACUGAUCGAGUAUGGUACGACCCUAACGGAAAAUAAUUAUUAUAUAUCGAAUAUGUAUUAUAAUCAUUUUGAGUACAACAAAAUACGAACAAAAUAUCGUAUUUUGUUAAAAGAAACAAAGUUAAUGUUAAAAAUCUAAAGGUUGUUUAAAUGUUUUAACUAGGUUGCCGUUUAAACGGUUAGCAUUUCUUUUAACCGUGACACCCCUAUUAAUUAGUUUGAAAAAUAUAGAUUGUAAAAUCUUGAAAGUUGAUUUUUCUAUUUUAAUUUUAUUGCUUAUCAUUUGGUUUUAGGGACCAGUGCCUUUUUUGAUAAUUUCUUUCAAAUUGCAUAGCUCCUGCCGAUGUUCUUUAUUUGCUGUCACAAAAUUUUUGUUUUGUUAUUUGUUCAUGAAAUUUGUUAAAUAUGAAAUUAUUUUUUGGAAAAUAGCAAUACGCUGGACACACUUGUUCAGGACCAUAGAAUUAUCUUCUAGUGCAAGUUCUGUAACUCUUGCUUGCAUUUAUUUUUCAAAAUUUUGCCUUUUGUUAACUUGGUCACCAUUGAAAAAAUUUAAUAUGUAAGCUGAUUUAGCAGAAAAUAUUUAUAAUAUCUGAUGCUUUAGAAUUUCACAGUUAUUAGAUACAUUGUGUAUACCUAAAUGGACAAUUGGUCAUACGCUUUCGAACAAAGUUAUUGUGUAAUAGUAAUAAAUGGCCUUUACACGAGUUUUUCUUUAUGUAUGUUAAAAGAUAUUUAUCAAACUGGCUCAGCAGUUACUUCCCCUGAUCUGUACAGAAACCAGGUUGUAAUAAUAAUGCAAGUAUUAAAAUGGCCGCCAUUUCUUGGUCACAUGAUAUACCAGUACCUAUUAUCAUAUGAGGUUUAGUGAUGACAGCGGUGUGAUGUAACAGGUGCUUAGGUUGAAAAGUGUUUAUGUGUAACAAUGGGCUAAGAAAUAGACAAUUGUAUAAAUCAUUAAGUGCACUGCUGUUAAAUCUUGUUGUGAUUUUUGGUUGCUCCAGAUUUUAAUGAAUAUUAUAUAUAGCAGAGAUAUUAAUGAAAUUAUCUAUAUAGAAAAAAAUAACAUGUAAAUAUUGUAAUUGCUUACAGUAAAUGUUACAUAUUUAUCACAUUCUCUCUUUUAUAACAAAUCCUAUUUAUGAAAUAAAUUACAAAUUUUUUU